GCAAACCAACGAGUCUCAAUUCACUCAUCCCCUGUUCCUAUUCCUCUUCCUCUUUUUGAUGUUAACAUACACGUCUUCAGCCUAUAGCUUCAGGGGAAGAAAGGCCGUCGCUCCCAUGUCAACAACGCCUCCUGGUUCAACCGGAACUACCACCGGUGGUAGCGGCUCCGGUCAUGGUAACAACUGGGAGUACAAUUGGGGUUGGGGCUCAAGUCCCAAUAGUGGAUGGGGUUAUGGUUCUGGAUCUGGCCGGUCUCCAACUGGGUUUGGGAGGGGGUCUGGGUUUGGGUCCGGUUCUGGCUCGGGGUCUGGCUCAGGAUUCGGUUAUGGGUCAGGCAGUGGCGGUGCUCGUGGUGGUGGUUAUGGCUAUGGAAGUGGUUCAGGUACUCCUCGUGGUGGUGGUGGUGGUGGUGGUGGUGGUUCGGGUGGUACUGGUAGCGGCAGCCAGAGGAACCGCUCGCCACCAAUUGCUUGA
This is a messenger RNA of Telopea speciosissima, 475 nucleotides long. Its product is annotated as glycine-rich cell wall structural protein 2-like. The transcript is spliced from 2 exons. Lineage: Eukaryota; Viridiplantae; Streptophyta; Magnoliopsida; Proteales; Proteaceae. The record is from RefSeq and is a predicted model, not a curated record. Bases 59 to 475 code for a protein of 138 amino acids.